CAGCUUCGCUGCCCAAGUGUUUGGCCUCGCUGCCUGGCAGGCGCACACCUCUCGGGGAAACCCUCGCGGAUCCGGCAGGCUCGAGCGCCCCUUGGCCGCACAGGCGCACGCCGAGGCGGCGCGGCGGAGCGGCGCCGCAUGCCCGCCGAGGCGGAGGCGCGCCGCAUCGACGAGCUGCAGGAGGAGCUGGACCGAGCCCACAGCGACAUCGACGAGCUCCAGGCCCAGGUCCGAGGCCUCGCUGCGGAGAACGGCCGGUUGCGGCAGGGUGGCCCCGGGCCCCUCGCCGCGGAGCGGCCACAGGGUGGCUCGAGUUCCUCGACGGCCCAAGUUCACAGACUGGGACUGGCCAGGGCAGUGAGGACCUUGCGGGCCGAUCUCGAUCUGACGAAGGCGAGCAGGACCAACGACGAGCUGCAGGAAGAGAGCGCGGCCCUCCGGGAGGAGAUCUCCACCCUGAAGGAGCAGCUGCAGGCCUCCAAGCAGGAGGUGGCAGCGCUGCAGAGGAGCGUGGAGGAGUCCAACAUGAAGUCGCUGGCGCCAGCGCAGCAGCUGGCAGAGGCGAGUGAGAGGCUGCAGCUCGCGGAGGCGGAGUGCCAGAGGCAGAGGCGAGAAUUCCAGCUUGUCAGGCAGGCCUCUCAGCGCCAGAUCCAAGACCUGGAGGAUCAGCUGGAGAGCUCGCUCACGCAGCGCUUCUCCUCCAGGGGCUCCGUCUGCGGCCGCGGCGUCAUCGGCCGCGCCGACUCGCUCGCGGCGGAGCUGGGCUGCCUAUCAGAGGCGGACGAGGACGAGGACGAGCAGCGCGCUGGCGAUGGCGAUGGCGACGCGAAGCUCGACCCUCACAUGGCGCCCCGCCUGUCGCGCGAGAGUGCGCUGCGGGAGGAGCUGGACCGCGCCCGCGAGGACAUCGACCGGCUCAGAGCCCAGGGCGACGAGGCCCUCGGGCAGCUGAGGAUCGGCGGGCGCACGGCUCCCGCGGCGGGGCAGGGCCCCAGCUCCGACGAGGCCGCGGUGCGCCUCCGGAUGGCCCGGCGGAGCCUCGCCCGCAGCGUCGCGGUGCAGAAGAGGGCGGACUGGAAGAGGGCGGCGCGGCGGUGCAGCGACGCGACGGCCAGCGUUGGGCCCGAGGUGACGAAGAAGGUCUCGAAGGCCGCCAGCUUCAAGGACCGCCAGCUGGGCUCCUUCCUGGCGCAUGCUGCACACCAGCAGCACGACCAGGACGAGCUGGAGGAAAUGGAGGCCCGCAUCGAGGAGCUAGAAGAGCUCGUCAGGCAGCAGGAGGACGACCGCGUUGAGGCCCAGGGGCAGGCGCUGAAGCACCUCGCUAUGGCGACGAAGAACCGUGCUCAGGCAGCCGUCAGCCACAUGAGGCUGGAGGAGUUUCAGGAGCAGCACGCCGCCGAGCUCACCGAGAUCCGAUCGGCCAAGGAGGUCCGCGCAGAGCUCCAGGUGGCGCUCGAGGAGCUGCAGGCGGCCUCCUCGCAGGAUGCCAUGGAGCUGCAGGCGGCCCGCGAGGAGCUGCAAGAGCUGCGGGCCCGAGACGAGGACAUGCGGGCACGCAGCGAAGAGCUGCAGGCUGGCCACGAGGGCCUGCAACUGGGGGCUGGCGACGGCGGUGAUGAGCUGCGAGCCCUACACGAGGAACUGCGGGCCAGCGGCGAGGGCAUUCAACCACGGGCUGGCGAUGUGGAGAUGGGGGCACGCAUCGAAGAGCUGCGAGCAAGAGAAAGCGAGCUGCAGGUGGCGCUCGAGGAGCUGCAGGCGGCCUCCUCGCAGGAUGCCGCGGAGCUGCAGGCGGCCCGCGAGGAGCUGCAAGAGCUGCGGGCAUGCAACGAGGGCAUGCGGGCACUCAGAGAGGAGCUGCACGCUAGCCACGAGGGCCCGCAACCAGGGGCUGGCGACGAGGCGAUAAGGGCCCGCAUCGAGGAGCUGCGGGCCCGCAACGAGGAGCUGCGAGCACGCAACGUCCAGGGCCGCCGGCGGCAGCUCACGGACCAAGCGGAGCUGCGUCGGCAGGCGGCUGACCGGGAGGCGUUGCUGCGCGAGGAGCUCGCCGGCGAGGCGCGCGCCCAAAUUGAGGCCGCCCGGAGAGAGUUCUGCAGGGAGCUCGCGGAGGAGCGCAGGCUGGUCGAGAAGGCCGAGGCGGAGGCGGCGGAGGAGUCGCGGGCUGCGGCAGGCAGCGCGCUCAGCCCGGAGCGGCCCGCCUCCCAACCAGAGGCGCGGGUUUUGGCGAGCAGUGCGCCCCGCUGGGAGCAGCCCAGCCCGCAGCCAGAGGCGCGGGCCUUGGCGAGCAGCGUGCCCAGCUGGGAGCGACGCGCCCCCCACCCGAGGCGCGGGCCCUGGCGAGCAGCGUGCCCAGCUGGGAGCAGCCCGCCUCCCAGCCCGAAGCACAGGCAUCGGCGAGCAGUUUGCCCAGCUGGGCGCAGUGCGCCCCUCACCCAGCAGCGCGAGCUCUGGCGAGCAGCGCGUCCAGCAAGCAGUGGCCAGACACCCGUACAGAGGCGCUGGCAUUGGCGAGCAGCGCGUCCAGCGCCCCCGGCGAGGACAGUGAGGCCUGGCUGCUGA
Messenger RNA from Prorocentrum cordatum, 2565 nucleotides. The record is from the annotation of a GenBank genome assembly. NCBI's taxonomy places the organism in Eukaryota, Dinophyceae, Prorocentrales, Prorocentraceae.